UAUCCAACUCCUCUAGAUUAAACAUGGGCUCUGUCUAUGCACCAUGGAGGAUCACCACUUUCAUCGCAAUUCUGGUUGUGUUCAAGGUGCAAGCUGUUCCGACACUUUAUGGUGGUGAUGCAGAUGCAGGUGAAUUGCGAGAGGAUAUACUCGAUAUCAAUUCAGAAGCAGAUCUAAACCUGUUUGAGGGAGACAUUGCAGGUGAUCCAAGGCGAAAUGCAAUCCUGGAUGAAAGGAGAAGAUGGAAGUUUCCCAUUCCUUACAUUUUGACAGAUUCGUUGGAGCUGAAUGCAAAAGGUGUUAUUCAGCAGGCAUUCGAAGCAUACCGCCUGAAAUCCUGUGUGGACUUCAAGCCCUACGAGGGAGAAAGCACAUAUAUCUCCUUCACAAAGCUGAGUGGAUGCUGGUCAUUUGUAGGAGAUGAUAAGGUAGGACAGAACCUCUCUAUAGGGGCGCGCUGUGACACUAAGGCCAUCGUGGAACAUGAGCUCCUCCACGCUCUGGGCUUCUACCAUGAGCAGUCACGCUCUGACAGAGACGACUACGUCAAGAUCUGGUGGGACCAAAUCAUAGAAGGAAAGGAGCACAACUUCAACAAGUAUGAGGACGACUUCAUCACAGACCUGAACACGCCGUAUGACUAUGAGUCCGUCAUGCACUACAGGCCAUUGUCUUUCAACAAGAACGCCACCAUCCCUACCAUCACCACAGCCAUCCCAGCGUUCAAUGAGAUCAUCGGACAGCGUCUGGACUUCAGUGCAGUAGACCUGCUCAGGCUGAACCGCAUGUACGACUGCACCAAUACACACACUCUCCUGGACCAGUGUUCCUUUGAGCUGAUCAACAUCUGUGGUAUGAUCCAGGGUGAGACUGACCAGGCAGACUGGGUCCAGACCCUGAGCAGCGCUGAGGAGACAGACCACACACUGGCAGGCCGCUGCAGAGAUGCUGGCUAUUUCAUGAGGUUUGACACAUCUAAAGCGACAGUGGGGAAAAGUGCUCUUCUAGAGUCACGCAUCCUCUACCCUAAGAGGAGCGAGCAGUGUCUGCAGUUCUUCUACAAGAUGAUUGGCCCCCCCGGGGACAGGCUGUUAGUGUGGGUCAGAACUGAUGAUGGGACGGGAAAUGUCUGCAGUGUCAAGAAGGUCCACACCAUCACAGGGGAUGGAGAUGAUGCCUGGAACAUAGCCCACGUGACCCUGAAGGUCAAAGAGAGGUUCCGCUACUUCUUCCAGGGCGUGGUAGGGUCCAACAACAAUACAGCGGGGGCCAUCUUGAUCGAUGACAUCACAUUAACAGAAACCACGUGCCCCAGCGGUGUUUGGAGAAUUCAGAACUUCACUGGCCUGCUCGCCACAACGCCAGCCGGAGGGCAUAUCAGGAGCAAGCCGUUCUACAGCGCUGAGGGUUACGCUUAUGGGAUCAGCCUCUACCCCAAGGGAAGAGACGGCACAUAUCCUGACUAUGUGGGCGUGACCUUCCAUCUAUGCAGCGGGGAGAACGACGGUGUGAUGGAAUGGCCAGUGAUCAACAGGCAGGCCACUGUCACUGCCAUGGACCAGGACCCCGACGCUAAGCUGAGGAUGUCUGCCACCAGAAGCUUCACCACCGAUACUACUAACCCAUAUUGGGUCAAGCCCACCAGCACCAGUGGGGCGGAGUGGGACGCGAGCUGCAACUGCUACAGAGGAUCUGAGUAUGGAUGGACUACGUUCCUCUCUCAUGACCAGCUGCACAGGAAAAGCUUUCUCAAGAACGAUGAUCUCAUCAUUAUUGCCGACUUUGACGAUUUGACACACCUGGUGAAGACGGAGGUCCCUGUCCAACCAAAGAGUCCCAGUGAUGACCUCCCAGAGGAGGAGACCCCCAGACAGGAGGAGGAGAUGGCUGACGGUCCCAAACACAGACAGGCACGGGCCGCCCCUAGUGACCCGUGUAGCCCCGCCCCCUGCCUCAACGGGGGAGUGUGUGUGGUUGAGAAACACGGGAAAGCCACGUGCAGGUGUGCCUCUGGCCAGGCCACAUACUAUGCUGGUGAGACGUGUGAGAAGCAGCAUAUCGAUGGCAGCAUUCUGGGCAUUCUGAUUGGUGGAGCUGCAGGUACGAUCGUUCUGACUCUGGCAAUUUUCUCAGUCAUCCGGAGAAGUCACUGAGUCACCACACUGCAUCACAGCUAUACUCAUGUACCACCUCAAUCCCAAUGCCUCUCUAAGAAACAGUGAUAGUAGAGUGCCACGCCUAUUGUAUACUUGAUAUCAUUUGUUUGAAUCAAUAAGAACUCUGUGACCAUGGCCGGUAUUCAAUCAAUUAAUUGCAGAUAGUGACUUUUCAGAGGCCAGGUCCCUCUCCAAAAUGUAUCAACUGUAUGUGAAAUUAUAUAUUAGUGACUUAUGUUUAUGUUAGGUUUGGACCUUUGUAAUUGUACAUAACAUGAACUAAAACAACAUUGUGGCAAUUUGCUCAAGAAUGAAAUAAUUGCUUCUGUGAGAUUUAUGUUUCUUUAUUUUAUUGAUUAUUAGAUGAUUGCAAGAGCACACACACACAUACAGAUAACAAUGUAAAAUUGUAAUAAAAUUAACAUAGGGCUAUGUUAUCCAUGUUAUAGCGUGAUUGACAUUUAAAGGCAAUUUCCGAUUGGAUUGACAUUUGCAGCGUUUACCGUGAAUGCAGUCUCUGAGAAACGUGGGAACACUGCCUUUAAAUGUCAAUCGCACUCUGGAUUGAAUCUAGGCCAUAGACUAAUGGAGUUACUACCCUUCCCUAAUAAAGCUAGUUAAUCUAGGGGCUCUAUUCAAUCCAUAGCACUGAAGAUCCGCUGUAUAGCGCAAUUGACAAUUAAAGGCAACGUUCCCGCGGUUACAGAGACUGCAUUCAUGGUAAAUGCUGCAUAUGUCAACUCAAUUGGAAAUUACCUUUACAUUUUUAUGCGGAUCUUCCACGAUACUUUGUCGAUAUGGAUUUAAUCCAGCCCUAGGUUUCUCAUUCUAAUACAUAAAUGCAUUUUCUCUACAGCCACAAAUGAUGCUGCAAUAUUCAUAUCAAUCAAUUGGUGGAGGUGGGUUUAGAUGAAAAAAUAAUUAUGCCGGGAUUCAAUCAAAGGCACGUUGUCUAUCAAGUGCACAGCACUUGAAUGGCAUUUUCCAGGUAAUUUCUGCUUGAGCCGAUAUCUGCAGUGUUUACCGUGAAUGCAAUCUCUGCAAAUGUUGGGGAAAUAGCCUUUAAAAGGCACUUUGUCAGUAUGCAAUGUGUUUGUCUACAACAAGCCUCUGAUUGAAUUCCGGCCUUCCUUUAUUACAAUAACUUUGAUUGACACUUUUAAUCUACAGUCAUAAUUAAUGCAAGUACAGAAAAACUCAAUAAAUUAAAUCAAAAGUAAUAAUAACCAAAUGCCAUUGACCAACAUAGCAGUAAUUGUAUGACAUCUCUUUUGACAUCAUAGCAUGCUACAGUACUGUUUGUAGAAAAUAGGCUUAUAAAAGUUUACAGGAAAUCACAAA
This is a messenger RNA of Coregonus clupeaformis (lake whitefish), 3497 nucleotides long. It is a transcript of the gene mep1a.2, whose product is annotated as meprin A, alpha (PABA peptide hydrolase), tandem duplicate 2. Gene Ontology annotation, molecular function: metalloendopeptidase activity; zinc ion binding; protein binding. NCBI's taxonomy places the organism in Eukaryota, Metazoa, Chordata, Actinopteri, Salmoniformes, Salmonidae. The transcript has 14 exons. Bases 24 to 2153 code for a protein of 709 amino acids. Gene Ontology annotation, cellular component: membrane. The record is from RefSeq and is a predicted model, not a curated record. Gene Ontology annotation, biological process: proteolysis.